Cyanistes caeruleus (blue tit) is the source of this 690-nucleotide messenger RNA. Lineage: Eukaryota; Metazoa; Chordata; Aves; Passeriformes; Paridae. The record is from RefSeq and is a predicted model, not a curated record.
AAGACAAAGGCAAGCUGAACUUUUCCAAGAUGUCCGUGUUUUCCAUCAGCUCCCUCCUUCGGAAUUGCAAAGGCCAGUCCCUGUUUGUGAGAGGGAAAACGGUGUCGCAGACCUUGGAGAAUUUCUUUUCCUCCAGGGAUGAGGAGAUCAGCGAGGAGCACGUUCCGCUCUGGUUCAGGAACACCCACGGGAACAUGGAGCGCGUGAGCCCACAGGAAAAGAGGAUCAACUUGGAGGAGGCCAGGGAGAUUUGGCACAACAUGAAGGACCUGGAUGGAGAUGUGGAAAAGAAAUACAAGAUGACUUGUGAUGGAUAUUUGAAACUCUGGCAGCUCAGCAAACCCCAGCUCUCAGGAUACGACGCCAUUUUUGUGGAUGAAGCUCAGGAUUGCACACCAGCCAUCGUGGAUAUCGUACAAUCCCAAAAAUGUGGGAAAAUCCUGGUGGGAGACCCUCACCAACAGAUCUACACAUUCCGAGGGGCCGUCAACACCCUCUACUUGCUGCCCCACAGCCACGUGUUCUACCUGACCCAGAGUUUCCGCUUUGGGCCCGAAAUCGCCUACGUGGGAUCCACGAUCCUGGAUUUGUGCAAAGGGAUCCGCGGGAAAACCCUGCUGGGAGGGACCCAAAAGGGUGAGAUGAGAUUGGGAAUGAGGGAAAAUUCCCGGAUAAUUGUGGGAUAGAAGU